Molecule: messenger RNA, 4081 nt
Organism: Haplochromis burtoni (Burton's mouthbrooder)
Lineage: Eukaryota; Metazoa; Chordata; Actinopteri; Cichliformes; Cichlidae
Product: formin-2
Biological process (GO): actin nucleation; intracellular transport
Cellular component (GO): cytoplasm; nucleus; actin filament
Molecular function (GO): microtubule binding
Source: RefSeq, a predicted model, not a curated record
GAUGCUGGCAGGGAGACAUGUGUGUAUCCUCUCCCUGAGCCUCAUGACCUGUUUCAGGCUUCGCAGCUGAAAUUUGAAGAUUUUCAGAAAGAUCUGGCACGACUCAGGAAGGAUCUGAGAGCAUGCAUAUCAGAAGUAGAAAAAGUGUGUAAGAUUUCAGAUGAGGAGAACUUGGAACCUUUCAAAGAAAAGAUGGAUGAUUUCCUCAAACAAGCUAAAAGUGAACUGGAGAUGCUGGAUUCUCAACUCAGCAGCACUCAUAAACUGUUCCUGGAACUUACAGUGUUUUUCUCAGUGAAGGCCAAAGCAGGAGAGAAAGAGGUUUCACCUAACAUGUUCUUCUCCAUCUGGCAUGAGUUCUCCUCUGACUUCAAGGACCAGUGGAAGAAGGAGAACAAAACCAUUCUCAAAGAGAGGUUAAAAGCAGCAGAAGAGAGUUUCCGACAGGCCAAAGAGAAGGCAUCCUACAGUGUCAAACCUAAACAAUCAUCGGGAAUUAAAGCCAAGCUUGGCAUGAAAAUUUGACAUAGUGGGCUUGGCACGCUUGUUUUCAUGACUUUGGACACCAGCAGUGAAUCAACCACAAAAGUAUGAAGAUGACCGACAAGAGAAUUAAGCGACAGAAUAAAUGAGAAUGACCUACAAUAUGUGCAGACAAGCGAUCUCUGGACUUUUUUUCUCAUCGUUAUUUUUAUGUUUGGUCACAUUUGCCUGCUCUGUCUGCCUGUUGCUUUAGAUGACUAUUGGAUUCAACAGAAUCAUGAAAAGAUGCUCCUUCAGGGCCAUCAGGUGCAAAAUAUUUACAGUAAUCAUCAGUAUCCCUUGUCUAUGGAGCCCAGGUUUAACUGAUAAUGUAAUACACUCAUAAUCAUUAACACCAUCAAGUUUCCUAAAUAAGUAUUUGAAAAAUAAUUAAAAACAAUAAGCAAUUAUUCCUAACGACACUGACCUUUAUUAAGAGCAAAUGAGGCCAGUAAGAUGUGAUGGAAAUUAAGCACUAGUGACAUGAUGGUAUUGGAUUUACUAUGGAAAGUACUGUUGUUGCAGACUUUAUCUAAUUUUCAGUUAAAAAAUUGGGUUCUUGUUUUUAUACUCCAAGCAGUAAUCCAUAAUGACUGUGAACCAAUAGAACAAUUUUUUGUUCAAAUAUCCAUCCAUUCUGCUUCUCUGGGGCUGGGUCGCGGAGGCAGCAGCCUGAAUGGAGACGCCUAGACGUUCCUCUUGCCAGCCACUUCCUCCAUCUUAUCCGGGAUAACACUGAGGCAAUCCUAGGCCAGCAGAGAGAUGUAAACUCCUAGGUCUGCCUGAGGACAUCCUGACUGGAAAACCUGACUUAGUAGAGCUCUAGGAGACAUGCUCAUCAGAUGUCCGAACCCACUCAACCGGCUCAUUUCAAUGUGGAGUAGCAGCAGCUCUACUCUGAGCCCCUCUUCAUGUCCUUACCCUCUUAUCUCUAAGAGAGAGGCCAGCCACCCUUCAGAGAAAGCUCAUUUCUGUCGCUCGUAUCUGUGACCAUAGGUAAGGAUAGGGAAGUAGACUGAUUGCUAAAUCAUAGCAUCACGUUUAUGCUCAGCUCUCUUUUCACCACGAUGGACUAGUACAGCAUCCGCAUCACUGCAGCUGCAGCACCAGUCUGCUCUCCUCACUACCUAAACUCCUCCACUUGGAGCAGCAACUUGUCACUCACCCGCAGAGGGUCAGUGACAAGUUCACCCUUUUCUCACUGACAACCAUCGCCUCAGAUUUUGGAGAUGCCGAUUCUAGUUCCCAUCGCAUCACACAGCUGUGAAACACUCCAGUAUGAACGAGGCCACUACCUGAUGAAACCAAAAGAACAACAAUGUCUGCAAAAAGCAGAAAUAAAAUUCUUAGGCCACCAAAGUGGAAGCCUUCCACCAACUGGCUACAGGGGCAGUCCCUGUGGAGUUUAACACCCACCGGAAAUGAAUCUGACUCAUUGCUGGCAAUGAGCUCAUGAAAUGCUUUUACAGGGACCCAAAUGGCGUGCAGCGAUGGGAGUACCCUUACUCCCGAGUCCCAGGUAUUUAAACCCUAGUGGUAGUUAUCUCUCAAGAGAUAACUAGGGUUGAUCAUGUGCCGUAUGUUCUGGACACUCGGGUGAAAAGCAGAACUGAGCUGGACUGAUCACCACCGUGUGGUAAGUUAGAUAACGCAGCAUAAGGUGUGCCCUGAGUUAUUAAAGGCUCUGGAUGUUGUAGGGCUGUCUUGGUUGAUAUGCCUCUACAACAUCAGAUGGAGAGCUGGGUCGGUGCUUCUAGAUUGGCAAACUGAAGAGGUGCUUCCCAUCUUUAAGAAGGGGUACCAGAAGGUGUGCUCCAACUGCAGGGGGAUCACACUCCUUAGUCUUCCUGGUAAGGUCUAUGCUAGGGUACUGGAAAGGAGAGUUCAUCCAAACAGGCCUUCGGUGAAGCUGGUUCUGUUUUGUAGCGAGCUGUCUUGCUGUAGUCUUCUUCAGACAGUCUCCACUGCCUGAGUUAUAGGUAUGUAAGUGAUGAAAAUGAGACCAAUGCCAGUUGUGUGAGUUACACUUAUCAAUAUCACAACUUUAUCAUUAAGACACAGGAGAAUCUGAUGGGUUAUAGUCAAGUAUUCCAAUAACAUUUAUUUCCAAAUUGGCAUGGGGCAGUUUUAGUUUUUAUUCUUUCGGCUCUAGUCCCAGUCACGAUUAAUGGUCUGAGAGUGAUUAAAGAAUAAAUACAAAAAAACCCAGCCCAAUAACAGACAUUAUUUUAGAUAUUAUUUUUAGACACUAGUUUAAAAUUUUAAACCCUUCUGUUCUCUGUGCACAGAGUUCCACAGGUACAUGCUCUAUGAAUGGUGCUGCUGUCUUUUGGACACUUGAUUGGUCAAUAGUAGUUUCAUACUUGUUGCUAUCCAAUCUGGAACCUAACCUGCUCCGGAUAAGGUUAGGUUACCAUAGUGAGGUACCCCAGUAAGAAAUCAACCACCUUUGUAACACAGAACACAUAGGGUUAACCCCCCAGGUUACCUGAAUAAGACAAAAUCCUGUGUCUACAGGAGUCUCAUUGACUAAGGACCUUUUGACAAUGACUUGUGACCCUUAUCAGUCCAACUUCUGCAUCCCAUUCUAAUGAACUCCAAUUGUGGUAUUUUAAAUGUAUUGACUCAAGUCAUGGACUCUGCUAUUGAAAGUAUUAAACACUGCAGUCAAAAAUAAUAUCAAAAUUAAGACCUUAAACAGUCCAGCAUUCAGAGUUCUCUCAUCUGACAACUUCAAUUUUAUUUUUGUGAACAUUCUUUUUUUUGUGGUUUAGGAAAAAGAAAGAGAGAAUACUGAUCUGCAAACACUGUAUGGCAUUAUGUUUGGUUCACAAAAAACAUUUCAGGAAAAUGUAAGCCUGCAAAGAAAAACUCAUGAUCGGUCUUUGUAAAACACCCAUAUGCAUCUGGAUAUUUCAUUUCUUCUCUUAUGUAUUUACUGGGACAGAACUCUUUGUAACUAUCAGAUGAUAUCACUAUGAUUGCUGUUUACUGUAGGUUUGGUUUUCUUGUAACUGUGAGUGAGAGUGUAAACCAUUUCCAGAGAUUACACAGACCCAACCAGCUUGCCUGUGCUGAAGACUGGCACUGAUAAUUGCAUUAGAAGAUACUCAUGGCUAUACUGGGCUUUAAUGUGUAGAUUCUGACUGUAACUUGCCAUCUUUUAAAAUCAACAGAAAUACAGCCAUAGACACAUCCUUGUAAAUUAAAUCAUCUCGCCUCAAUAAACCUCUCACUUUGUGAUUCUGCAUCCUCAAAACCAUUCAGACUGUCUUUUAGCAGAAAAUCCAAGUCAGCAUACAUUUGUACAGCUGGUAUGCCAAAUCUGACAGGCAGCAUUUUGCAGGUGUUGCAGAAUUAAUGUAAAGUAAUAAAAUGUUAAAGAAAUAAUAUGAUCAUCAGCAUGAUGUUUACAAUUGCAAUCUAGUUUGGGGCAGUGCUGUUCCAGCAUCAGGCUGAUCUAGCACAAAGUAUGAUGUGGGAACUGUGAGUGGCUUGCAAACAUUGGAGGAGUGGAAACACUGCGUGCAGGGGGGUCAAGCAACCGUUUUUGAUGUGG